AUGCGUUUACCCUACGCUCCUUCCACCCCACCUGUGGAUGCACCCCCCGACACCGCCGACGUUUAUGCCCGCAUCGCGGAGCGCAGAAACCCCCGUCCUUUGAUCCCGCUUGAUCUGUCCCUCCUCCACAGCCCACCUGUUGCCGAUGGCUGGAACAGCUUCAUCGGAGCUAUUCGGUCGCGUACCAUAAUCGACUCUGGUAUCAUGGAGUUGGCAGUCUGCCGUGUUGCCGUACUCAAUAACGCUACAUACGAAUGGAAUGCUCACGCUCCAUUGGCUUUGAAAGGUGGCAUCCAGCCAGAUCAAUUGCACGCUACUCUUACACUGCCUUGCACCGCUGAGGGGCAGCGUGCCGUUCUACGCUAUACCGACCAGAUGACUCGCACCAUCAGAGUUGAAGAUGAUGUUUUUGCUGAAUUGAAGACGGUCGGGUAUAAUGACCGUGAGAUUGUGGAGCUCACCACCGGCAUCGCCGGUUAUAACUGUGUGAGUCGGUUUUUGGUUGCGCUGGACGUCGGCGAGAACAAUGCUCGCGAGAUGAAGAGUGUAGACGAGUUAGUUGCUACUCUAUAG
This is a messenger RNA of Penicillium coprophilum, 573 nucleotides long. Its product is annotated as carboxymuconolactone decarboxylase family protein. The coding region runs from base 1 to 573 and encodes 190 amino acids. The transcript is spliced from 2 exons. Gene Ontology annotation, molecular function: peroxiredoxin activity. NCBI's taxonomy places the organism in Eukaryota, Fungi, Ascomycota, Eurotiomycetes, Eurotiales, Aspergillaceae. The record is from RefSeq and is a predicted model, not a curated record.